AUGCCAGAGUGUGACAUCAGUGACAAAGGCAACCAACUGCAGGAGCAGAGGAGAGAGAAAGUGAUCAAGAUGCAUUCUCAGAGGUCCGUGUCCAGUCUGAAGCUGGGGAAGCUAAAGGUGGUGCGGCGGCAGCUGCUGCAGAGGUAUGAGCACCAGCCGUUUGUGUCGUGUCUGGCUGGUCUGUACGGCUGUCAAUGGAGACGCUACCAGAGGGCCAAGUCACAGCCUGGGGAGUGCUGCUGCAGCAGGGUGGAGUGUGGGAGCGUGGUCCUCCUGGUCCUGACCUUCCUUCUCUCCUCUCUGUUCCUCUACUUCUGGAGCCAGGCUCACAACGAUUACAAUGAAUUUGACUGGUUUAACUUUGAGACUCUGGGAUUCUGGUUCCCCUGGUCUCUGUUGCUGCUGGUUGUUGCUGCUGCUCUGUUCACCUACAUCUCUCUGCUGCUGGUACUGGCAGUGUGUUUACUGUCUGAGGGACAGAGGCUGUACCUUCACUGGAGUCACAAGAUGGGGAUCGUGGUGACCAUGGCGUUCUCUGUCAGUGCCACGGCAGUUCUCUCUGAGGUGUGGAGUAAAGAGUGGAAGACCCUCCUCCUCUCCCUGCAGGUCACAGCCCCCUUUCUUCAUGUAGGCGUGGUUUUAUUGAUGACUCUCCUGUCCUGGUCAAUAGCGCUGCACUUUUUUCGUAUGAACAAGAGAGUGGAUCAGGUGUGUCUGUUGGGUGUGUACCUGAGUGUAUUGUUCAGUCUGUACCUGGUUCCGCUGGCCAUGUAUUCUCCCUGCAUCAGAGACUCUGGAACCCUGGGGCCAAAACCAACACUCCUCGGACACAGAGGAGCUCCCAUGCUUGCUCCAGAGAAUACUCUAAUGUCCUUUGAGAGCGCAGUGGAGGCUGGAGUGGACGGGUUGGAGACUGACGUCACUAUAAGUGCUGAUGGCGUUCCGUUUGUGAUGCAUGACCUCACCCUGCAGAGGACCACUAACGUAGAAGAGGUGUUUCCUAACAGAACACACACACCUGCUGCCCUAUUCACCUGGUCUGAUGUACAGCAGCUCAACGCUGGGGCCUGGUUUCUCUCUUGGGAUCCGUUUGGCACGGUGUCCUCUCUGUCUCCAGAGCAGCGAGCGCUAGCUGGCAAUCAGACGGUUCCCUCCCUGGCUGAAGUUCUGGACGUAGCAAAUCGGGCGGGCAGGACAGUGCUGUUUGACCUGAGACAACCUCCGCCUGGACACCCUUACAGAGACAACUACCUCAACAUCACCCUGGACCUCAUACACACACACAUCAACUCCAGCCAGGUGCUGUGGCUGCCAUCAGAUCAGAGAGAGGAGAUACAGCAGGUGGAUCCAGAGCUGCAACAGACAGCAGGACAGACUGCCUCUAUACAGGAACUACAGAACAACCACAUCACUACCCUCAACCUGCACUACAGCACCAUGUCUCUACAGCACAUCAGUAAGUACAGGUCGGUGAACAUCAGUGUGAACCUGUAUGUAGUGAACCAGCCGUGGCUUUACUCUCUGGCCUGGUGCAGUGGAGCAUCCUCUGUUACCACCAACAACAUGCUACUGAGAGAUAUACACACACCGCUGCUGCUUGUGACUCCAGAGCAGUACAGUGUGAUGUGGGUUCUGACUGACCUGGUCUCUGCUGCUCUCAUCGUCUGUGUCUUCAUAUUCCACUGGUGGCGUGAGCGAGGCCUACACUUCUGGUCAGGCAGUCGACAGACACAUGAGACCGGGCCUUAUAGCAAGUUCAGGACCGAUCCAAUGGAAUCAGGGUGGGGUCGAUGGAAUCCCUUCCACUCAGAGUCUCCCACUAGAACUCUCAUCUCCCUCCCAAUGGGCCUCAACCCAUGAACCACUCAACUCGUGAACCCUGCAUGAACCAAUGAACCUCCCAUGAACCCACAAACCCUCUGGUUCUCAACCCUUGAAACCUGCAUGAACCACUGAACCUCCCAUUAACUAUUCCCAAACCCCAAACCUUUGGACCUCAACCCACACAUAAACCCUGCACCAACCCCUCACCUGAACUCCAACUACCACACCCCUGACCUCUAACCCCUAACCUUUGCCCAGCAGAGCUCAGCGACGUCUGGUCCAUCUCCAGUGGGAAUGUCAGAACGGAACUACGGACCCCCAGUACCCUCCACACCAUCACAGAGGAGUAACACA
Molecule: messenger RNA, 2178 nt
Organism: Coregonus clupeaformis (lake whitefish)
Lineage: Eukaryota; Metazoa; Chordata; Actinopteri; Salmoniformes; Salmonidae
Product: glycerophosphodiester phosphodiesterase domain-containing protein 5
Exons: 17
Coding region: 1-1860 (619 amino acids)
Biological process (GO): lipid metabolic process
Cellular component (GO): membrane
Molecular function (GO): glycerophosphodiester phosphodiesterase activity
Source: RefSeq, a predicted model, not a curated record